AUGUCUCAGUCAUUAUUAUCUACUCGAAUCACCCGACUCGACAUUACUAUGAGUUUUAUUGGCAAAGUUGUGUUAGUUACUGGCGCUAGCUCGGGAAUAGGAGCUGCAACGGCUGCUGCGUUUAGCUCUGAGGGUGCUCGUGUGGCUUUAAUUGGAAGAAAUGUAGCGAAACUUUCUGCCGCCGCCAAAAAAUGUGACAAAUCUUUGGUAAUACGCGCCGACGUCUCUAAAGAUGAAGAUUGUAAAAAGUUGAUUGAUCAAGUGAUUGAAGAGUUUGGACAAUUGGAUGUCCUCGUUAACAACGCUGGAAUU
Molecule: messenger RNA, 312 nt
Organism: Brenthis ino (lesser marbled fritillary)
Lineage: Eukaryota; Metazoa; Arthropoda; Insecta; Lepidoptera; Nymphalidae
Source: the annotation of a GenBank genome assembly